AUGUGUGUGGAGAUCACCGCACUCAUUAGUGUGUGCGGUAUUUUCCCCAUCUACUUCUCUACAUGGUAUCAUGAGAUUAAGAUCGUGGGCCUCCUCUCCUGCGCCUCCCCCCUGCUCCACGCAACCCUAGGUGGUGCCCCCCACUACGCUGCCGCCACCCACCCUCAGCUGCACCUCCCCGACCAGCUCCCCAACCGGUCCCCCGACCAGCUCCCCUCCCCACCCCCCCGAUCGUGCACCAUGUCUUCCGUCGACUCCUCUGAGUCCGGCGACACCACUGCUCCUAUUGCUAAUCCUGUGCUGCCUCCUGGACCGCCCCCUGCUACCAACAGCGGUGCACCUGUGCCGCCACCUGCCACCGGCGGCUCCUCUGGCAGUGCGCCCCAAGCUCCUCCUGCCGGUGACGUGCCUGGCAAUGGUGGUGGUGGCUUCAUCGUGUACCUGGCACCGCCGCCUGCUGUCCACCCCUACGCCACCGUCUCUGUCAAGUCUCACAUCCCCGUGACACUGACGAUGAAGUCCAACGCCUACUCCCGAUGGACGUCCUUCAAGUCCAUGCGCGGCAAGUUCGGCCUCAAGUCGCACAUCGAUGGCAUGGUGGUGCCCCGACCUCAGGACCCGACUGGGAUCAAGCGGAUUGCUGCGUCCCCUCCUGGUUCUUCACCUCUGCAGUCCCGGGCAAUCUUCCUCAGCCAUGACUUCCACUCCAUGAUGCAGGGUGACUCCUCCAUCGCCGAGUACUGCAGCCGCAUGAAGACCCUCACCGACGCUCUCCGUGAUGUCGACCAUCCCGUUCAGGACUCCUAG
Messenger RNA from Setaria italica (foxtail millet), 807 nucleotides. RefSeq lists its product as uncharacterized. The transcript has 2 exons. The coding region runs from base 1 to 807 and encodes 268 amino acids. NCBI's taxonomy places the organism in Eukaryota, Viridiplantae, Streptophyta, Magnoliopsida, Poales, Poaceae. The record is from RefSeq and is a predicted model, not a curated record.